This is a messenger RNA of Carlito syrichta (Philippine tarsier), 774 nucleotides long. RefSeq names its product leukocyte elastase inhibitor-like. Bases 10 to 774 code for a protein of 254 amino acids. Gene Ontology annotation, biological process: negative regulation of endopeptidase activity. The record is from RefSeq and is a predicted model, not a curated record. The transcript is spliced from 5 exons. Gene Ontology annotation, molecular function: serine-type endopeptidase inhibitor activity. NCBI's taxonomy places the organism in Eukaryota, Metazoa, Chordata, Mammalia, Primates, Tarsiidae.
GCCUUCGCCAUGGAGCAGUUGAGCACAGCAAAUACCCACUUUGCCUUGGACUUGUUCCGGGCCUUGAAUGAAAACAACCCGGCUGGAAACAUCUUCAUCUCUCCCUUCAGCAUUUCCUCAGCGAUGGCCAUGAUCUUUCUGGGGACCAGGAGCAACACUGCCUCACAACUGUCCAAGGCUUUCCAUUUCGACACAGUUGAAGAGAUUCAUUCAAAAUUUCAGAGUCUGAAUGCUGAUAUCAACAAACGUGGAGCAUCCUAUAUUCUGAAACUUGCUAAUAGAUUAUAUGGAGAGAAAACCUAUAAUUUCCUCCCCGAGUUCUUGGCUUCAACUCAGAAACUGUAUGGUGCUGACUUGGCCAGUGUGGAUUUUCAGCAUGCCUCUGAAGACGCAAGGAAGGCCAUAAACCAGUGGGUCAGAGGACAGACAGAAGGGAAAAUUCCGGAACUGUUGGCUGCAGGAGUGGUUGAUAACAUGACUAAACUUGUGCUGGUGAAUGCCAUCUAUUUCAAGGGAAACUGGCAGCAGCAAUUCAUGAAGGAGGCCACGUCCAAUGCACCAUUCAGAUUGAAUAAGAAAGACAAGAAAACAGUGAAAAUGAUGCAUCAGAAGAAAAAAUUUCCAUAUGGCUACAUCCAGGACCUUAAGUGCCGUGUGCUAGAACUGCCUUACCAAGGCAAGGAACUCAGCAUGUUCAUCCUGCUGCCAGAUGACAUCGAGGACGAGUCCACGGGGCUGAAGAAGGUAGUAACUCCCAGGCUUCUGAUGGAUUGA